Molecule: messenger RNA, 1074 nt
Organism: Auxenochlorella protothecoides
Lineage: Eukaryota; Viridiplantae; Chlorophyta; Trebouxiophyceae; Chlorellales; Chlorellaceae
Product: Magnesium transporter MRS2-A, chloroplastic
Exons: 7
Coding region: 1-1074 (357 amino acids)
Biological process (GO): magnesium ion transport
Molecular function (GO): magnesium ion transmembrane transporter activity
Source: RefSeq, a predicted model, not a curated record
AUGAGCCCCGUGGAUCAAAAGCCCGGUGCUGAGAUGGACAUGCAUGUACCGCGUCGCUGUCAUGCGCCCCGCCGCGCCGAGCCCAGCAAGCCCGCGGAUGUCUUGCUGAAGCUGCGUGAGUCGGUGCAGUCCAGGCUGACAGUGUCGGAGCUGAGCGAGCCCGGGUACGAGGGGCUGGACCCCCUCCCCGAGUUCAACCCCCCGGCAGCCGUGGGAGGGGCCACGUACGAGGUCAUGCGCCUGGACCCGGCUGAGGGGCCGCGCCGCCUGUGCGUGAGGCGGCGGGACCUGCUCAGGGCACACCGCCUGGCCCCCCGCGACCUGCGCCAGCUGGACCACGACUCCAGCGCCAGCAGGGCGCCGCCGCGCGUGGUGCUCAAGGACGGCUGCGUGCUCAUGAACCUGGGAGGGGUGAGGGCCAUCAUCGAGGCGGACAGGUGCCUGGUGUUCGACCCCGACACGCCGCCCGCCACCCACUUCCUGGACAUGACGCUGCCGAAGCUGGAGGGCACGCGGGUGGGCCUGGCCUCUGCAGCAGGCAGGGGCGAGGCCAAGGGCGGGGCCGCCGGCUUCGAGUCCGACCAGGCAUCCCUGCCCUUUGAGCUGGAGAUCCUGGAGGGCGGUCUGGCUAUUGCCACAGCGACGCUGGAGGGGGAGCUGCGCGGCAUCUCCCAGCGCGCCACGGGCGUGCUGCAGCGCCUGCCGCGCGAGGUCAACCCCGUGAACCUGGAGGACCUGCGCCGCCUGAAGCAGCAGCUGGUGGAGCUGGAGGGCAAGGCACAGGACUCUGAGGCAGAGCGGCUGCUGGAAGGCGCCCGGGACCUGGAGGAGUCCAUAGGGGUGUCCCUCUCGGCCCGGCGAUUCGAGGUCAACCGGCUGGAACUCCUGCUGUCCAUGGCGACCUUCUCGGCGGCGCUGGGGGCGCUCUUUGCUGGCAUCUUUGGCAUGAAUCUGCGUAGUACCCUGGAGAUGAGCGUGAUUGGCUUCUGGGGCACCACAAGCCUCAUCCUGGUGGGCUGCCUCGUGGUGUUCCUCCGGCUGCUGCGCUAUACCCAGCGGAAGCGCAUCCUUUGA